CUUAUUCGUUUCAACAUGCUGGUGAAAAAAUGUUGACGUGGUCUUACAUUGUGAGUCUGACAGUUAAGACAUCCUUUGCCAGAGAUUCAGCUGAACGUUCGGCUGUACUGAGAGUGGACGGCCCUUAAGUUGAGAGUUGUGGAUCAAAAAGUGUCAUCCGUAGACCGCGUGCACUGCUAGCACCACGUUUCUUGCUUUCCUCAUGUUGUCAUUGUCAGACUGGAUCACCACUCUUUCAUUGGUGUUCGGAGGCUGCUGCAGUAAUGCUAUCACCCUAGAGCACAUCACAUCUCGAUACCCGAACGCAGGCGUCCUGAUCACCUUUUUCCAGUUCCUCAUUGUUUCAUUAUAUGGACUACCCAAACAAUUCACAUUCAACGACCCCCCAGAAUCUAAACAUGCAGCAAAUGGACCAAAUGGCACUGUGUCUGCUCCUACAACACCGCGCAGGAGAUGGAUUCCUCGGCUGAAGAACCGGCAGGUGCCUCUGCUACCUUAUUUCAUUCAGGUUGCAUUGUUCUUCGUACUGUCGACUCUGAACAAUGCUGCUUUUGCAUACCACAUUCCUAUGACCGUGCACAUCGUGUUUCGCAGCGGUGGCAUGAUCAUAAACAUGAUUCUGGGAUGGAUGUUCACGAAGAAGCGAUAUACUGUGCGACAAGUAGCUUCUGUCCUCGUCGUCACAGUUGGCAUCAUAAUAACUACGCUCUCUGCCUCAAAACCCAAAUCCCGUGUUGCGAAAGUAGACACCACUGAUGCCUCACUCUACGCAAUGGGCAUCUCCAUCCUUGGCCUUGCCCUCGUCCUCUCAGGUUUCCUGGGACUCAUCCAGGACUGGGUCUUCGCACGAUACGUCGCACCCGCUCAAGCUGAAGCUGCUUCCGACCCCGCAGAACAAUCUUCAUGGCAAGAACAUAUGUUCUACCUCCACUCUCUCGCUCUCCCGAUGUUCUACUUCUCCAAAGAUAACAUAUCCACGGAGCUCACGCGCAUGAGUUCUAGUCCGCCUGUUUUCCUUUCCCUACCGCAGUCAGGGCCUCUUGCACCGUACGAGGCAGGCCUCAUAGUGCCAUCGAUAUUUGUCUACCUCCUUUUGAACACGUGCACACAGCUCGUGUGUGUCAUAGGAGUCAACAGGCUCACUGGGCGUGUAUCUUCACUGACCGUGACCCUCAUUCUUACUGUGCGCAAGGCCAUCUCGUUAUUGCUGAGCGUCGCAUUCUAUGGAGGACAGGGAAACACGGAGAUGUGGGCCGGUGCAGGAUUGGUAUUUAUUGGAACUAUCGGGUAUUCGACUGGAAACAAGUCGAAAGACCAAAAGGAGAAGAAAGAUUAGCGGGGGCGUCGUAUCACUAGAUGAGCUUUAACGAGGAUCUUUAUAUAUAUAGGCUAUACAAAUACUCAAGUUUACCUAUACCAUGUAUUCAUUCGAUUGUUCUUCGUUAGAUAGUGUUGUCUAACUCGGCAUAUCUGAAUGGUCGGUUAUGUAAGAUUCAGACCAGUACAGUCAUGAAGCUUUGAAGGAUGAUCUACUCAGAGUAUGCCGGCGAGAACCGAC
This is a messenger RNA of Suillus subalutaceus, 1558 nucleotides long. RefSeq names its product UAA transporter. The record is from RefSeq and is a predicted model, not a curated record. The coding region runs from base 203 to 1336 and encodes 377 amino acids. Gene Ontology annotation, cellular component: Golgi membrane; endoplasmic reticulum membrane. NCBI's taxonomy places the organism in Eukaryota, Fungi, Basidiomycota, Agaricomycetes, Boletales, Suillaceae. Gene Ontology annotation, biological process: transmembrane transport. The transcript is spliced from 3 exons. Gene Ontology annotation, molecular function: UDP-N-acetylglucosamine transmembrane transporter activity.